Messenger RNA from Orussus abietinus, 1434 nucleotides. RefSeq names its product protein ABHD11. Bases 250 to 1212 code for a protein of 320 amino acids. Gene Ontology annotation, cellular component: mitochondrion. Gene Ontology annotation, molecular function: catalytic activity. The record is from RefSeq and is a predicted model, not a curated record. The transcript is spliced from 4 exons. NCBI's taxonomy places the organism in Eukaryota, Metazoa, Arthropoda, Insecta, Hymenoptera, Orussidae.
CUGUGAUCCUGCCCGUGAGCAAUCUCUCAAUUCACCUCUGUCCUACAUUUACUGAAGAUGAAUGCUGCUGCCAUCUCAUGUUGACAUUUACAAGUUCCCACGCUCAAAAACAUUAAAAAAUUAACCUCCUCCCCACAGAAGAUGUAUCAGGUUACGAAUUUCUAACAUAAUGCUGCUCAAAAUUUACUGAAAUUUAAUAGUAAGCGUGGAUAAAUAAUUAUAGACAGGACGAAUUGACCAGAUUCAAAAAUGAUUUUAAUGAACUCUCCUUGUAAUCGUGUAAAAUGCCUAGGAAAGCAAAUUUGGACGACUGUCUUACCUGCAAUGAGACACAUUGCAUCACGUGAACUGCAUAAUGUAUCAGAAAACCCAGCAACGGUCAAAUUAGCAUAUGUUUCUUAUGAAUCAAUGGCCGAUACGGCAGAAGAAAAUUCUACAGCCCCUAUAAUGAUAAUGCAUGGUCUCUUUGGUUCAAAAAAUAAUUGGAAUUCUCUUGCGAAAGUUAUACAUCAAAAAACAAAUCGUAAGGUAAUAGCAAUUGAUGCAAGAAAUCAUGGAGACUCACCACACUCAUCCGAAGUUUCUUAUGCUGUCAUGGCAGAGGAUGUAAUUCAUCUUCUAAAGGAUUUAUGCAUCGAUAAAGCGAUACUAAUCGGCCACAGCAUGGGAGGAUCGACAAUGAUGUAUGUGGCACUCUUUCACCCAGAGGUGGUAGAAAAAUUAGUGGUAGUUGAUAUGUCUCCAAUUGGAACGUCACCAGAAAUUGCAUCAAUGAAAAAAAUUUUUGAAUCAAUGCGCUCGAUAACAUUAGAUGGAAAUUUAUCAUUGACGAAAGCCCGCAAAAUGACGGAUGAACAAUUAUCUAAUUCCAUUAGCUCACUCACGCUACGACAGUUUUUACUGACAAAUCUUGUAGAAGCGGAAACGGGAAAAUAUAAAUGGCGCGUCAACCUUCCAGCCCUUGAACAACACUUCGAGGCACAGAUCGCCCGAUUUCCCGAUGUUGGACCUAGAUCAUUCAAUGGACCAACCCUGUUCAUAGGAGGAUCAAAUAGCGACUAUAUAAAAGUUAAAGACCAUCCUGCUAUAAAAAGACUAUUUCCAGAAGCACGAUUUCAUUAUAUCGCCGGUGCUAGUCAUUGGUUACAUGCAGAAAAACCAGCAGAAUUCCUUAACAUCUUAACCUCCUUCAUUAAUCAAACUGACCGGUAAAACUAAAAAAAAGUGAAUGUAGUGCUGGUUUCUGUAUUUACUAUUAAAAAAUGUAAUUUAUACAUUGUUAAUAGAUCUCUCUUAUGGUACAUCAAAUGUACGUAUACUUAAACAUACAUGUGGCAUAUGGAUACACCAUUGUCACGUAUCAAAUGUACAUAUAGAACAUGUGCAAAUAACGUAGUAACAAUAUAUUGAUCAAUAUAUUAAAUUAAAAUUAAA